AUGUCUAAUGAUGCUAUGAUGGACAUCAUAAAGGACUCUUUCCCAUAUGGUUCUCUACUUUUGGAUGGUGAGUUCUUACAUAUGCGUUGCUGUGCUCAUAUACUUAAUCUAAUUGUUCAAGAUGGAUUAAAUGCUGUAGUGUAUGAUGGAGUUAAUCGAAUAAGGGAAAGUGUUGUGUUCUGGACUGGUUCUGAUAAGAGAGUGCAAAAGUUUGAAGGUGUAGCUAAUCAAUUAGCCUCCGGUUACAAAAGGAAAUUAACCCUUGAUUGUAAAAUUCGUUGGAAUUCAACAUAUGAAAUGCUUUGUGUUGCUAUUAAUUAUAAGGAAGUGUUUGCUGUUUUAAGUGGUCGAGAUAAACUAUACAAAAACCCACCAACUCCUGAAGAUUGA
Amaranthus tricolor (Joseph's coat) is the source of this 390-nucleotide messenger RNA. RefSeq names its product zinc finger BED domain-containing protein RICESLEEPER 2-like. Bases 1 to 390 code for a protein of 129 amino acids. The transcript has a single exon. The record is from RefSeq and is a predicted model, not a curated record. Lineage: Eukaryota; Viridiplantae; Streptophyta; Magnoliopsida; Caryophyllales; Amaranthaceae.